Messenger RNA from Clarias gariepinus (North African catfish), 2584 nucleotides. Its product is annotated as legumain-like. The record is from RefSeq and is a predicted model, not a curated record. Gene Ontology annotation, molecular function: cysteine-type endopeptidase activity. The coding region runs from base 68 to 1318 and encodes 416 amino acids. Lineage: Eukaryota; Metazoa; Chordata; Actinopteri; Siluriformes; Clariidae. Gene Ontology annotation, biological process: vacuolar protein processing. The transcript has 15 exons.
UAGAUACUGCAGGAUCUUAGAAUCAGUCCAUCAAAGAGUGAAAGAAUACAGGAACAUUCUUGUCAAUAUGGAAAACAAGGGCAAACAGUGGGUUCUCUUGGCAGCAGGUUCUAAAGAUUGGGAAAAUUACAGACACCAGGCUGAUGUGUGUCACGCUUACCAAGUUGUACACAGAAAUGGGAUUCCAGAUGAACAGAUUGUGGUGAUGAUGUAUGAUGAUAUCGCUUAUAAUCCACUAAAUCCCGUUCUCGGGAACAUAAUCAAUGAACGAGAUGGCCCAAAUGUUUACCUUGGGGUUCCCAAGGACUAUACAGGAAAGGAUGUAUCAGCUGACAACUUUCUGGCUAUACUCAGUGGAAAUGAGCCUGCUGUCAAGAAUACAGGACCAAAAAAAGUCAUACAAAGUGGUGAAAAUGAUACUAUCUUUAUCUACUUAGUAGACCAUGGAGGUCAAGGAGUCUUUCACUUUCCAGAUUCUACACUGCAUGCACAUGACCUCAUUAAAACUGUGCAUGAAAUGGUGAUGGAUCACAAGUUUUCAAAGAUGGUCAUCUAUAUUGAAGCCUGCCAUUCUGGAUCAAUGCUGGAGGAACUGGCUGACAGCAACGUGUAUGCAGUUUCAGCAUGCAGACCUGAUGAAAGCAGCUAUGCUUUUCUCUAUGAUAAGAUAAGAUAUUGCUAUCUUGCUGACGUUUUCAGCUAUUACUGGUUGUGGAGCAUUGACAAUGGAAAACGUACUUCGACUACAUUUGGAGACCAGUUUUCCUAUCUGUUGGCCAACGUCCCUAAAGCUGUAAGAAAGAAAGAGCAGACACCAUGUAAUUAUGGGGACAAAAGCAUACUCGAUUUGAUGUUGAGUAGAUUUCUUGGAAAAUCUUCUGCCUCUGUCAGUCAGACCUACAUGUCCCAGCCCCUAAACGUGUCUGAUAUGUCUGAUGUAGUAGACACUACAGAUGUUCCACUGAUAAUCCAAGAGAACAGGAUUAAAAAUGAACAGGAUCCAGAAAAAAAACAGGCUCUGAAAAGAGAAUAUGAUGAUCUUAUAAGAAAGAGGAAGACAGUGGAUGAAGCGCUGCAGAAGAUUGCUGAGCUCACCAACACUUUAGGAGCUCUGACUGAAAAACGUGAGGUGUCUCGCACAUACGAACUCAAAGUCAUAGCGGAGCAUUUCAGGGAAAAUCUCUUCGACUGGCAUAAGGAGCCGUAUGUUGUCACUCGUCCACACUUCCAGAUUUUAGUGAAUCUUUGUGAGAGUGGGUUGGACGUUGACAGCAUCAUUGAAGCCAUUACUGACGUGAGCAGCAAGAUUAAUUUCUGAGGAAAUCACAAACUACAAAGGAUAUUUUUAAAUGGUCUUUUUUUAAUCAAUAGUUUUACAAUUUUUUGGUGUGGGUAAAUAAUAUCUUGAUGUAAUCAUUUUCUGUAUGACUUUAUCAGUCUCUCACAUAAUUUUGGUCAAUUAUUCUUUAGAACAUUCCUUCAGUUCAUUGAGUUUUUUUUUUAAGAAAUUCACAUAUGCACAGCUCUCUUAAGGUCCUGCCAGGCUAUUUCAUACGAUUAAAAGAGGGUGCACUAACUUUUACACAUAACUUAUGUAACGAUCACGUCUUGUUACAUGGUUUAAUGUGUAUGUGGUAUGUUUAUCCUGACCACUAGGGGCACCAUUAGCAACUCGCUAGUUUAAAUAAAAGAGGAAGCAGUAGAACGAGAGGCAGAUUUAGUUGUUAUCUCAAGGUAGAUGCUACUUUUCCAGAGGAACCUGGUUUGGGAUACAUUUGUUUGCUGCUCAACUGUGAGUUUGAUAUGUAUCUUUCUAUAUUUUUUGGUUUUGGGGUAGCAAUUAAGAGAGUUAAUGUUUAGGAAGUUAUUAAUUCAAAUGUUUUGUUGGAGAGUUUGGUUAAUGUACUGUUCUUUUGUAGAGGAUUUUUGCUUAACCUAUAAGUUUGUACUAAUGUGUGGAAAGUAGGAUUUAGGAGUUUGGGAGCAAGAUUGCAACUGCCCAAGAACUUUACCUAAUGGACUUUUGGCCUAUCCCAAGGAAGGCAACCAUUUAAAUCUGUGUUCAUCAAUUCAUCAAUCUACCCUACAACAGAUAAGACUUUACUCUUUGUCAAUGGGUUUUCUCACCUAAGAUCUGAGAUGGGCAUUUAUAUGACCAUAUACUCAUGUUGGACAUUGAUCAUACUGUUUGAGAAUGUUUCAUAUAAUUGGAUUUUAUGUUCUUAUGUUUACGUAAAGAUUCAAUAUAUGCUGGCAAAUGACUUUCGUUUAUUCUGGUGCAUUAUAUAUUUUGGUAAUACUUGUAACACUGCCUUAUAGGUUAUUGCAAAGUUGCAAAAAAACUUUUUUUUUUCUUAUAACAAAACUGGCUUAAAGAGCCGGAACGGUUAUACUACAUAUAAACCCCUAACCUUUAAAAAUGCGGCAGUUGCAGUUCUUUAUUAAAGCUCUCUUAAUUCACUAAAGCUAAUUUUAGGUGAAGGUUUUAAAGCGAUCAUUUCUUAUCAUUUAACUUGGAUGGUGUAAAAAAAGAACAGACAUUUGCUUAUUUUAAAUACCGUUUUAUAUUUCACAUGCUUAUGGG